ACUCAUGUUUAAUCAGUUGCAAUCAAGCAGUUCGUGAAAGCGUUCCGCAUUCUCCUAUUCCGGGAAUCGUGCUGUUCAAAAUGCUUUUACUGACGUUCAUUGUCUUGGCAAGCUUUGUCGCGGCAGCUCUGGUAGUAUACCUACGUUGGCAUUUCAAUUAUUGGCGUAAGCGUGGUGUGUGUGGUCCACAACCGGAUUUGCUCGUCGGCACGUUUCCGAGGACCAGCGCCGGACAGUGCAAUUUACUGGAGGAGUUACACGAGAUUUAUCUUCGUUACAGGGUCUCACAAAAGUUUGUGGGCAUAUUUACCGCACGCGCGCCCAAACUUUUUAUAUGCGACCCACAGUUGGCUCUGCAAAUUCUGACGCAACAUUUUAAAAGUUUUCGCGAUAACGAAUCUUCCCAAUGGACGAACGCAAGCGUGGAGCAGCUGCGACUCUGCAGUCCUUUCGUUUCCACCGGGGAGGAGUGGAAAGCCCGACGUUCGGAAUUAGUGCCAGCGUUGACCAUUAAUAAGAUUCGCUCCUUUUAUUCAGCAAUGCGUGACUGUGCAGAGAAAGCCUCCGAGUUCCUCACAGCCGUGGAUGAGCAGCCUCAAGAUGCCAAAGAGCUGGCCAAUCGCUUCACAGCCCAGUUCAUGUCCAACUUCAUAUGGGGCAUCGAAGGCAACGCCUUCAAUGUGCCGCAGAAAGCGAGUGCACCCUCGCUCUCACCCGUGCAUUGCAUGGCGAGAGAUAUUAUUUUGCAAUCGCUGCAAUGUAUACGUUAUUAUGGACGCACCGCUGCUUGGCCUUGGCUGCGUAAAUUACGGCCCGUGCGUUUCUUUCCCGUCGCCGCGGAUCGUUUCUUUCAACAGCUACUCGCGGACGCUUUGAAUGUGCGCGCCAAGCAGCAGACAGGCGAGGGUGGCGGUGGGCGCGGUGAUGUGAUCGAUCACCUGCAGCAGCUCAGGGAGAAAAAAUCCUUAAAUGCCAUACAAAUUGCCGGACAUACAACAACAGUUUUGAUUGAUGGCUAUGAAACGGGAGCGAUGCUGAUUGCGCAUUGCCUGUUGCUGCUUGCGCGCAAUCCACGCGUUCAACGGAAGCUCAGAGAGGAACUGCUCACUGCCGACGUCGCUAACAGUUUCGAUGCGCUAAAUGAAUUGCCCUAUCUCGAACAGUGUCUACAAGAAACUCUGCGCCUUUUUCCACCGCUGCCGACGCUUUUCAAACUCUGCACUGAGUCAGUCACUUUGAAAAAUUUUGACGAAUCUACGCUGACUCUGCACCCUGGUGAUAGCGUCUAUAUUUCAACUUACUCUUUUCAUCGUGACGCCGAGUACUUUGAAAACCCCGAGGACUUUUGGCCUGAGCGCUUUGCAGAGGAGAUGGGCGGUGUUCGCAAAUAUCGGGAGAUGGGUGUUUUCAUGCCAUUUGGUGAUGGACCGCGUAUGUGUCCAGGCAUGAAGUUGGGUUUGUCUGAGGCCAAGGUCGCUGUAUCUGAGCUGAUAAGUAAAUUCGAGGUUAGCGCUAGCGAUGAGACCCGCACCGAUAACAAAAUCGCAAAUGACUCAUUUCUGUUAACGAUCGACGGGAAAAUCGAACUUGUGUUCCACCGCAGGCCAUGAUUUUCGGCUGUUUGUGGAAGCUUACGUUUUGUCUCAAGUCUGUCUAACAAUGCAACCCGUUAUGUGAUUACUCUGCUGUUAUAUUUUUUAAAAAGAAAGUUGUAAGUUCUUUCUUGUAGCGAAUUCAAUUUCUACUUCGUAAUUACAAUCGUAAAUAAAUAUUUGUUAAAUAUUGUUUUGUCCAAAGGGUAA
Messenger RNA from Bactrocera dorsalis (oriental fruit fly), 1802 nucleotides. RefSeq names its product probable cytochrome P450 28d1. The transcript has 8 exons. Gene Ontology annotation, molecular function: heme binding; iron ion binding; oxidoreductase activity, acting on paired donors, with incorporation or reduction of molecular oxygen. Bases 81 to 1610 code for a protein of 509 amino acids. Lineage: Eukaryota; Metazoa; Arthropoda; Insecta; Diptera; Tephritidae. The record is from RefSeq and is a predicted model, not a curated record.